This is a messenger RNA of Sclerotinia borealis F-4128, 1968 nucleotides long. Lineage: Eukaryota; Fungi; Ascomycota; Leotiomycetes; Helotiales; Sclerotiniaceae. The record is from the annotation of a GenBank genome assembly.
AUGUCAACUACGUCACCCCCACCACGAACUCGAUUCCUAUCAACUCCGAUUGAGGAGACGGUGAAGAAAGUACGAAAGUUCGCAAUUGAACCUGUCGAGACUAUGACAAGAAGUAAUAAGAAGGAAAAUGUCGAGGAAGUCGAAGAUACCACCACAAGAAAGGAGUUUGCCGCUGCCCCGCCUAAAAGACGUUUCCUGCCUCAACCCGUCGAAACCACACAAAAGUCAAGCAAAGUCAAGCCACCCAAUCCUCUGCAGACCCCAGAGCUUACUCCGGAAGUCAAAUCUCGAGCUCCAGCUACCGCAGAUCCGCCGACCCCUAGAAAGAAGUUCACCCCCCAAUUAAUAGAAACAUCAAAGAGGUUCAAGAGAUCAAACACUCCCGGUCCUGCUAGUCUACCCACUGAUAAGACUGAUAUCACGCCGGGUACAAAUCACAUUUACGUAGACCGGAAACGAAAAUAUAUACGUCCUACACCAGUCCCCAUCGCAUCCGAGAAUACUUCCGCUACAUCCUCCGCACCUAUACACUCCCAAAUACCACCUUUACCCCCGCGUCGACAGGCUUCAAUGCGUCCUCACCUGAAUACUAGACAAAGCACACGAUCGAAUACAUUUCAACCACAACUGGACUCUAUAGAAUCAGAAGACAAGUCAGAGGAAGAUUCAGACGAGAAUUUGGACGAAGAGAACGAUGACGGAGAGUCUACGCCAUCCUUAUCCGGUUCAUUGGGGUCUUCUGAAGAUUCUAUUCAGAAGAUGCAAAUGGCCCGAACACGAGAGAGCUGUGAUGACCGAUUCUCGGGCUAUCUACUGUCACUCGCUGCCAAAGCUGCCGAGAAACAACUUAUGGAACAAGCGUUAUCUGCAUUUCCCAACGAGUCGGCAUACCAAAUGGUGGAACAUUUUUACGAUAGGGAGACAGAUAUAGCUUCGGAGGAAGACUCCGUAGAAGGUGUGGGCAUGCUAAUGGACGAUGCUCAUAUGCAGGAGCUCCAAAGAAAAUCUACUGUGGUUGGCUGGGCAGCGAAAGAAAUGCGGCAACAUCAGGAGAAUCUGAAUCGGUUGAGAGAAGAGGAGACCAAUAAGAGAGUAGCUGAGGAAGCCACAGCCCCAACAUUUCACGAUCCAUUUUGGACAAAUGGAAUGACGGAUAAAACCCGGCCAAGUGGUACCCCUCAGGACAAACAAAAGGAAGCUGAACUGGUUCGAAUGCGCAACGCAGCGUCUCCCCCAAUGCUUGGUGGUGAUUUGGUAUUUCGCAUGUGUCCGUCGCCAAAAGCGACAAAAUUCGAAUCGGAUCAACGACAUGACAUACAGCCGCAUCAUGUCGAUGGUGGUGGUGGAUUAUGGGGUGGCUACUGUGUUGCCGAGGCAAUUGAGCAAUAUCUCAGCCCAGAUGUUGUCAAAAGACCGCAGAUGAUUGCAACCCCACAUGCCGAAAUGGACGACCCGUUUUCUUCCGCAUUUGCAAGCGCAGUGCCGGAUGCUCCUCUCAGAUCGCAUGAAAGAAGCAAGGGUGGUCUUCAGAUGCUAAGUGGACUCGACGGCAGAUUGAAAACCGAGGUUGCGAGGUCCAAAGCUGAAGAUAUGUUGUUGGAAGAAUUCGAUGAUACCUUUGUCACACAAGUUUACAAUUACCUCUCGCUCGGAUAUCCAUCUUUGGCUCGGCAAUACGACCAAGAACUUGCAAAGAUCUCUCAAAUUCCUGAAGAUGAGCUGCGGGUGGAUGACAAAAAGAAGGAUAUCAUGGGACAUAUCGGAUUAGUGGCCAUUGAUGGUCAUGUAGAAGAGAAGACCGGGAAACCUACCAAAGGCGAGAGAAGUGGAGGGGGUUAUGGUACCCGAUGGAAAGCUUUACGAAUAUAUAUUUUAGAAUGGGCUCGUCAACAUCCAUCCAUGUCAAAUGGUGCCUCAUCACCGAGCGGGUGGGGAGUGAGAGCCAGGAGAGGAAGUUGGGCCAUAUGA